UUAGAUAUUAUUAAUAUAUACUAACAACAUAAAAUGGUUAAAGCCGUUUGUUAUUCAAAAAAUUUACUAUUGCUUUAUUCUUGCCUAUUGAUUGAUUGAUUGUUAACAAUCAAUGCAAAAUGAGUGGAAAGGAUUGUGGAGCCGAAAUCCUUGGAAAUGGCUGGCAGGAAUGUGCCAGCUGGCUCAUAAGAUGUGGAGCAUUGAGAUCCGAUCAUAAAGCUAAUUGGCCUACAGCUACAGCUGUAGAUCUUGCAUAUAUUUUGAGAGAUGGAGUUUUGCUUUGUAAUCUUUUAAAUACAAUCGAGACAGGCUGUAUAGAUAGCAAAGAUGUCAAUCAAAAACCUCAAAUGGCUCAAUUUUUAUGUUUACGUAAUAUAAAUGCUUUUUUGUCCGCCUGCACCAGUGUAUUUGGUUUAUCCGAAUCUGAUCUUUUUGAGCCAUCAAUGCUUUUUGAUCUUUCUAAUUUCCAUAAAGUUUUAUGCACCCUGUCUGUAUUAUCAAAUUCUGUUGCUUUUAAUAAUAAAGGUAUAGAGGGUUUUACUGUAAAACGAGGACGAUCUCAAGAAGAUAUUUAUAAAUAUUUACAAAGUGCAGGAGUAGGGCGAGAGGAUGAGAGUCGCCGUAGACGAUUUAGAAGGCGCGAGGGCGGCGCUACUCCCGAUGAAGGACACACCGGUGAUAUCGGUAGCAAUGAUCCGGUCGCCGAGGAAGAUGGUUAUGGGGCCUUCUGCAGUCAGGCGCGUAGCGAGGAAAUCUACCAGGAUCUGUGUAGCUUGCAUCUGCCACCUCCUUCGUCAACCUCACAGGGGGAAGCGGCUGCGACAACGGGAGGUGAAAAACGCGAUUACGUGGUGCAAGAGCUAGUAGAGACUGAGCGGAAUUAUUCCGAGGUGCUAAAUAGCUUAUUAAAACAUUUCGCGAGGCCAUUGUCAACUCAUCUGCGACCCGAGGACUCGGCACGUAUAUUUUUUGGUAUCAAAGAUUUAGCCGAGAUCCAUGCCGGGUUUCACAGUCAAUUAAGGAAGGCGAGGGACGGCGCCGCUCUUGGACAAGUAUUUCUGGAUUGGCGAAAAAGGUUCCUUAUUUAUGGUGAUUAUUGCGCGAACCUAACUACGGCGCAGAAUACCCUUCAUGAGGUUUGUGCGAACAACGACGGUGUGAACCAAGAAGUUAUUAGAUGCCAACAAGAAGCCAAUAAUGGAAAAUUUAAAUUACGCGACAUCUUAUCCGUCCCGAUGCAAAGGGUAUUGAAGUAUCACUUGUUACUCGAUAAACUAGUGGAAGAAACACCGCGAGAAUGGAGCGAAGAUAGGCGCCAGCUGACCCAAGCUCGCGAAGUCAUGGUGGAUGUAGCCCAAUAUAUUAAUGAAGUUAAACGUGAUUCCGACACGCUUGAUAUUAUCAAAGAUUUUCAACGUUCAAUAGUAGAUUGGGAGCGAUCUGAGGAUAUUCAAUUGAAGGAUUAUGGAAGACUUUUAAAAGAUGGAGAGCUCAAGGUUAAGGCUCACGGGGAUCAGCGAAUAAAAGCACGAUAUGCGUUCAUCUUUGAGCAGGUCGUUUUGGUGUGUAAAGCCGGUAGAGGCGAUCAAUAUUGUUACAGAGAGACUAUAAAACUUGACGAGUAUCGGGUUGAGGAUCACACGAGUAGACGAACGCUUGGGCGAGAUUCACGCUGGUCGUAUCAGUGGCUCCUCGUACACAAUAAAGCUUAUAAAGCUUACACGUUGUACGCGCGCACGGAAGAGCACAAACAGUUGUGGAUUAAAUCUUUACAAGAUGCCAUAGAUAAUAUUUCUCCGGCUGCCUGUCGUAAUACGAAUCAUAAAUUCAAGCUUACGACCUUCGAUAGUGCGCGCAGCUGUGAACGAUGUGGAAAGUUCCUUAAGGGAAGGAUUUUUCAAGGUUACAGAUGCGAGGUUUGCCGAUUAUCGGUGCACAAGCAGUGCAUCACGUACUCCGGACGUUGCAUGCCUGUACCGCCGCCACCUCCGCCGCCGCCGUCCCCACCACCGUUACCAUUUGAACGGGAAUUAUUUGCUAAGCUUUGGUACGUGGGUGAAAUGGAUCGCGAUGCGGCUGCUCAUAAAUUGGAACCACGCGAGAAUGGAACUUACAUGGUUAGACUUCGUCCAGCAUCUGGACAACCUCGCCUUAAGCACGAGACGAAUUAUGCUUUAAGCAUAAAGGACGAUGGUGUAGUAAAACAUAUUAGAAUAUUUAAACGCGAAGUUGAUGGAGCUGAUCUAUACUACUUGAGCGAGUCUCGUUUUUUUAAAAGUGUUAUAGAACUGAUUGAAUACUACAAGCGCGUAUCAUUAUCGGAAAAUUUUGAGAAAUUAGAUCAGCGACUACUUUGGCCAUUUAGACGUGUCUUGGUUAAGGCUUUGUUUGAUUUUCGAGGCGACGAACUUAAUCAACUUAGUCUUCGUAAAGGUUGUCGGGUGGUCGUUUUAAGCAAAGAAGGUGAUGCCAAAGGAUGGUGGAAAGGAAAAAUCGGCGAUCAAGUCGGUUUUUUCCCUAAAGAGUAUGUGGAAGAAGAAUUAUAGUCGCUAAAGCAAAAUCAAUUAUGGAUUAUCAGUAGAUAUAUGUAUUUAAU
Messenger RNA from Ceratosolen solmsi marchali, 2596 nucleotides. It is a transcript of the gene Vav, whose product is annotated as Vav guanine nucleotide exchange factor. The transcript is spliced from 8 exons. The coding region runs from base 120 to 2546 and encodes 808 amino acids. Gene Ontology annotation, molecular function: protein binding; guanyl-nucleotide exchange factor activity. NCBI's taxonomy places the organism in Eukaryota, Metazoa, Arthropoda, Insecta, Hymenoptera, Agaonidae. The record is from RefSeq and is a predicted model, not a curated record. Gene Ontology annotation, cellular component: cytoplasm. Gene Ontology annotation, biological process: regulation of GTPase activity; cell migration.